GUAUCUUAAAAUGGACAGUAAAACUUUGCUAAAACAACAAGGCUGGUAAUGUUGGCCUUUUGAAGUUUGCACAGUACUGUAUAUUAAAUAAUAUUCUGGCUCUUUUCAGCUUUAUAAGGGCAUUGGAUAGAGCCGCAUUUUAAAAGCUCCCGAAAGACCAUCCAUAAACAGGAAACUAAUCUAUAAAAUAAUUAAAUGUCUUUCGAAGUGACGUUAUGGGUUUUUGUGAUGUUAAAUCAGCCUAUAACCUCAACAUGCGUACGCCUGCUAAAAAAGUUUGACAUUUAAAAGUUUCCUAAAACCCAUCGAUUAACCUCGGAUGGCAAAUGUGGGUUAAUUUUCAUUUUGGGGUGAACUUUAACAAAUUGAAUAUGUUAUUACAAGUCGGGGGCUUAAAUAAUUGUGUAAUUUUUCUUAUAAAAUUGCAUUUUCAUUUAAUAACGAGCUACAUCAGAUUAACUCAUUAAAUAUCAACCCUAUGGUUAGAGCAUAUUAGAUAAGCACUUUAACAAUAUAUAAUAAUAUCAUUCAAACAACAAGGAUUGUACCUAAGAGGCACAGCUUUAAAAAGUUUAGCGUAAAAAAGAAAGGAAAAAGCUUAGUUUGUAUUAUUUUUUUAAACACGAGAAGUGUCCAGUGUCAGUGUUAUGGGACUGGGUCAGGAUUGACACCGUUUGUGGAUAAAGAGCUUUGGGAAGAGGUACACAGUGUCAGGUAAUGAAACAAUACCUCACAAAAACAUACAAAGAUUUCACCCUCACUGUAGAGACACAUUCAAAAGCCUCACAACCUGCUAUAAUCCCUUUGGCUAGAGUUGCUGACACUGGCUAACCCUUUACAAUUUGGCUUCUCUCUCUGUGGUGUUGGACGUCAGCUGUAUCUUACCAACCAGUCCAUGAACUGUAACAAUAUUCAGUUGCUGAUUCUCAAAAUAGAAACCAAAAACUGCCAGUAACUCAAUCAGUGACCCUGUGAGAUCAAUGAAAAGAUGAUUGAAGCUGAUGGAGAACUGUCAGCAAUGGUUCAGGAACUCUGGGACAAUGACGUCAAUCGACUGAGACCUGGGAUUGAUUAUCGUAUUUCUCUGCAGGGCAAAGCGGGUGAUCUGAAGGACUUCGGUGACGACAAUGAUGCAGCUGGCUUGCCUUUGUUUACAUUUGUUGAUGAAAACAUUUUCAAAAAGGAGACUUUCUUAGCCUUCAUCUCACUCCUGGACAAUUAUGAAAGUAAUACUGGUGAACCAGAGAUUGUCACACCAGAAGAAGAACUAGAGAAUCACAAGUUUCUGGAUUCAGUUAUAAAGACCCCAACAAUGAAGAUUGCCCAUAGAUAUCUAGUGGAGAAGCAUCUUUCUCCAGAGAACACUACAGACUUCAAACAACAGCUGUAUCGCAUCUGGUUUGAGCUGUAUGCUAGGAAAGGAUCCAGUAAACCUGACUCAUCUGGUUUCGAGCAUGUCUUCGUAGGAGAGACCAGAGGCGGUCAUACUGUUAUUGGCUUCCAUAACUGGAUUCAGUUGUACUUGCAAGAGAAACUUGGACACAUUGACUACAAAGGAUAUAGUGUGAAGGCAAACUCCCCCCAGCCGGAUGACAGCAAGCACAUUUUGGCGCUCCAGUUUAGCUGGAGGGACGGAAUUAAACCCAAAGGGAGCAUUUUUAUUGGUGUGAGCCCUGAAUUUGAGUUCGCCUUGUACACUCUGUGUUUCCUCACAUCCCCGAAUGAGCGCGUGAAAGUCUCCUUCAACAUCUAUGAGGUGGAGAUUGUCUGUCAUCACUACAACCAGAAGCACAUAGGCACCACAUAUCCUGUCCUUCUGAGAUACCUCAACGUAUAACCAGAAAUAAAGGUCUUUGUGGUAAAUUAAUUCAUAGCUAUGGAUUAUAAGAAUUGUUUUUAUAUUUUUACCUCAAAAACAAUAAACCAAAUAAGACCAAGAAAGCCAUUUCCUCUGCUGUAGUGUCUGAUAUGUGUUUUAUACUGCAUAAAUAAAUCUUAACUAGAUGAAUUAAA
This is a messenger RNA of Misgurnus anguillicaudatus (oriental weatherfish), 2013 nucleotides long. RefSeq names its product endonuclease, polyU-specific 2 (gene endou2). Gene Ontology annotation, molecular function: RNA endonuclease activity. The record is from RefSeq and is a predicted model, not a curated record. NCBI's taxonomy places the organism in Eukaryota, Metazoa, Chordata, Actinopteri, Cypriniformes, Cobitidae.